Messenger RNA from Fulvia fulva, 636 nucleotides. RefSeq lists its product as uncharacterized. NCBI's taxonomy places the organism in Eukaryota, Fungi, Ascomycota, Dothideomycetes, Mycosphaerellales, Mycosphaerellaceae. The record is from RefSeq and is a predicted model, not a curated record. The coding region runs from base 1 to 636 and encodes 211 amino acids. The transcript has a single exon.
AUGCACGCGACACUCUCCUUCGCGCUCGCCCUCGCCAGCCUGGCAUUGGCACAAACCGAAGUCGAGAACAGCUCGACACAAACCAACCCCAUCGAAGUCACAGCCAGCAGAGGACCCGCAGAUGACGUUCCGAACCUCAGCGAUGCCUCAGCACUCUCCACCACCAUCAACUUCAGCGACCUACCAACAGCCACCAUUACAGACAAUGUCAUCCCGGGAUGUCAGACUGUGACAGUCGCGGGCGAGGGGAUGUUCAGCAUUCAGACUGAUACGGUCCUCCCUACUGGCUGCACUUUCACUGUUUACGGUGGCGGCAGCAUGACAACGAGCGGAAGUGAGGUGAUGGUGAGCAUCUUGCCAACAGGCGUACCAUCAAACGGCACGAGCAUUGUGACUGGUGGACCUGGCACGGCUACGGGCAAUGCGGCGAACAUUACUAGUAUCGCUGUGGGCCAAGGGUUGCCCUCUUCCGGACAGAGUACCUCUACAGUGACAGCACCGCAAGGUUCGAGCACGACUGGAUCAGGCAGUGCAUCCGGAGCGCCGGCGCAGCAGACUGGUGCUGCGGGCAGUCUCAAGAUGGGUAGUGCGGCAUUGGGCCUGGUGGCCGUGGCGGCGGGUGCCGUGCUUCUGUGA